Molecule: messenger RNA, 711 nt
Organism: Medioppia subpectinata
Lineage: Eukaryota; Metazoa; Arthropoda; Arachnida; Sarcoptiformes; Oppiidae
Source: the annotation of a GenBank genome assembly
GAAUGCAUUGUUGCGUCGACUCAAAGGGAAUGUGCGGUAAAUGAAUGACUGAAUGACACAAACAAUGGAUUGUCUCUCAAUUGACGUCUGAUUGAAGACAUUCAGUGAUCACUCAACACAACCGCCGAAGACAUCGAUGGCUCAGGAGUUUGUGGUCUUGAAGUGCUGUUCGUGUCAUACCUAUCAGGUGUGUCAGUCAAAGAAGGCCACCAAAUGGUUGUGCAAAGUAUGCAAUCAUAAGCAGUCCAUCAAACAGUUCUUCGGCAGCGGUUCCGCCAAAGACUGUCGACUCGUUGUCCAAACGCUGAAUCAGAGGGAACGCACUCAAGAGGCGGAACAGCGGCUGGUGAUCGGCGCCCACGCGGCGACCGAUGACACCGACAACAACCCGCACAUGGAUUACCAGAUUUUGGACUAUUUGUACGCCACGGAUGACAGCGGUUCCAACGAUUGCAUCGAUGAUGACGUGUCGAUCGCUAAGAAGCAGAAGCUGUCGGCCGCGGAGUCCAACACUCGUUUAGAUUCGGCGCCCGUUUUCUGGAGUAAUUCAAACCAAUUGUUGAGUUGUCGAGGAAUCAGGAAAUGGGGACAAUCGGUGGUCAAGUGAUGGACACUUCCAGACAUCGCUCACUCUUCUGUAUAUCGCUCUCUUNUUUCUUUCUCUCUCUCUUUGUCGAUAAUUUCAUAGUUUGAAUCCAUUAUCAGAUUUAA